CUCGACUUCCGGGUCGACGCGCUCGACUUCCGGCGCGGCGCGGCGACUUCCUGGCUGCGCGCGCAGCUCCCCUUCUCCUCUUCCGGCGCGGCGUCCGUCUCUCGUCUGCGGCAGCCAUGGCAAUCCGCUAUCCAAUGGCCGUUGGCCUCAACAAGGGCCACAAGAUGACCAAGAACGUGGUCAAGCCACGCCACUGCCGACGCCGUGGGCGCCUGACCAAACAUACAAAAUUUGUUCGGGAUAUGAUCCGGGAAGUGUGCGGCUUUGCACCUUAUGAAAGACGCGCCAUGGAAUUGUUGAAAGUCUCCAAAGACAAGCGAGCUCUGAAAUUCAUAAAGAAAAGGGUGAGUGGGGGUGGGGCCAGGGUAAUGGGGAGGGGCCAGGACUUGGGCCCAAUGGAUCCAGUGCAAAGGGAGCUCCCCUUCCUCCGAGCCCCUUACCCAUCUUUCAAGGGCUGGCUGAGAACCCUGCCAGGGCCUCUCCUGAGAUAGGCUGCCCGAAGACCAGUUAAAUGUGGAUCCAGGCCUGUACAGGGCCGGUCCAACCUUUCCUCCCCACCCGACCCCCAAAGCCGCUGUUAGCAACACCCCUGUGGUGCUGAAUCAGUUUCCUUUUUGCCCACAGGUGGGAACUCACAUCCGAGCCAAGAGAAAGCGGGAAGAACUCAGCAAUGUUUUGGCGGCCAUGAGGAAGGCAGCUG
Molecule: messenger RNA, 700 nt
Organism: Sphaerodactylus townsendi
Lineage: Eukaryota; Metazoa; Chordata; Lepidosauria; Squamata; Sphaerodactylidae
Gene: RPL36
Product: ribosomal protein L36
Exons: 4
Coding region: 117-491 (124 amino acids)
Biological process (GO): cytoplasmic translation
Cellular component (GO): cytosolic large ribosomal subunit; ribosome
Molecular function (GO): structural constituent of ribosome
Source: RefSeq, a predicted model, not a curated record